GGAGGAGGUACGAGCGGGAGACAGUGAGGCACGAGCUUUUCCCUCUCCGCCGCCCCUCAGCCUCCCUCGCGCCCCUGCGCGCGGGCCUCGCCACAGCCCAUUGGCUGCGCCGCGAGAGCCGACGGCGGGGCCGUGAGGUGCCUGCUCUCUGUGCCCAUGGUGCCAGGGCAGAGGUGGCAGCUGGAUGGUGACAGAGACAGCAGUAAUGGGUGCCGGGACGGAGCCAUUGGAAGCGCGGUGUGACACAGCAGAAGGCAGGGUCUACCUGGACUACAAUGCCACCACCCCGCUGGCCCCUGAGGUGGCCCAGGCUGUGCAAGAUGCCAUGUGCCAGGCCUGGGGCAACCCCAGCAGCUCCCACCCUACAGGCAGGAAGGCAAAGGAGCUCAUUGGCAGCGCUCGGGAGAGCCUGGCUAGGAUGGUGGGAAGUCGACCAGAGGACAUUGUCUUUACCUCGGGCGGCACAGAGGCCAACAACAUGGUGAUCCGCACCGCCUGCAGGCAAUUCCAGGAGAGCCAGGCCAGGGAGGGAGGGAGCCAGGGGACACCACACAUCGUGACAUCGAGCGUGGAGCAUGACUCCAUCCGCCUGCCACUGGAGCAGCUGGUGAAGGAGAGCCUGGCAGAAACCACCUUUGUGCCAGUGUCCCCACAAAGUGGGAGGGCCGAGGUUGACGAGAUCCUCGCUGCCAUCCGGCCCACCACCUGCCUGGUUUCCAUCAUGCUGGCUAAUAAUGAGACCGGGAUCAUCAUGCCUGUUGCAGAGCUGAGCCAGCAAAUCUGUGCUCUCAAUCAGCGGAGAGUGGUGGAGGGGCUGCCCAGGAUCCUGGUGCACACGGAUGCAGCGCAGAUGAUUGGCAAGGGGCGCGUGGAUGUGCGGGAGCUGGGGGUGGACUAUCUCACCAUUGUGGGACACAAGUUCUAUGGCCCGCGGAUUGGUGCGCUGUAUGUGCGUGGCCCCGGCACCACCACCCCACUGCACCCCAUGCUCUUUGGAGGGGGGCAGGAGAGGAGUUUCCGGCCAGGCACCGAGAACACCCCGAUGAUUGCCGGCCUUGGCCAGGCUGCCGAGUUAGUGAGCAAGAACUGGGAGGCCUACGAGGCUCAUAUGCAGGAUGUUCGGGAUUACCUGGAGGCCAGGUUGGAGGCCACUUUUGGGAAGCAGAGGAUCCACUUCAACAGCCACUUUAUGGGCUCCAAGCGACUUUGUAACACGUCCAACUUCUCAGUCCUGGGUCCAGGCCUUCAAGGGCGGAGGGUGCUGUCUCGCUGUAAGGUGCUUCUCGCCAGCGUCGGGGCUGCCUGCCACUCUGAGAAAGGGGAUCGGCCCUCCUCGAUUCUGCUCAGCUGUGGGAUCCCCUACGACGUGGCACAGAAUGCCUUGCGGCUGAGCGUGGGCCGAGACACCACCCGGGCUGAUGUGGACCUGGUCAUGCAGGACCUCGUGCAGGCUGUGGCGCAGCUGGACCAGGACCAAGCGUCGUAGAGGCCAGGAGUUGCUCCCCCAGCUAUCACACAGCGCGCAGAGCUCCUGCUGCCAGCUCCACAUACUCCUAAAGGAAACAAAGCUGUCGGAACAGCCCGAACUGUGUGCCAGCACCCAAGGAAUCGCAUCUUUCCUGCGUGGCCCAGGCAGUCACUUUCAUCACUGACACAGGAGGACACAAGUGUCACAUGGAUUGGGAGCUUUGCUGCCUUGUCUGACUGAUGUUGGGGAACAUGGUCUCCCUGGGGUAUUCA
Messenger RNA from Cuculus canorus (common cuckoo), 1740 nucleotides. RefSeq names its product selenocysteine lyase (gene SCLY). The record is from RefSeq and is a predicted model, not a curated record. Lineage: Eukaryota; Metazoa; Chordata; Aves; Cuculiformes; Cuculidae. The coding region runs from base 185 to 1486 and encodes 433 amino acids. The transcript is spliced from 14 exons.